CUUCGGCUUGUUCUCCGCAGGUACGUCCCUUCUCAGGCUGAUAUAGCAGUCUUUGAAGCAAUCGCUGCCCCACCUCCUGCAGACUUGUUUCAUGCUCUUCGGUGGUACAAUCAUAUUAAGUCGUAUGAAAAGCAAAAGGCAAGCUUGCCAGGAGUAAAGAAGGCUUUGGGGAAAUAUGGUCCUGCUGAUGUUGAGGACACGACAGGUGCAGCCACAGAUAGCAAAGAUGAUGAUGACAUUGAUCUUUUUGGAUCUGAUGAUGAGGAGGAAAGUGAAGAAGCAAAGAAACUGAGGGAAGAACGUCUGGCCCAAUAUGAAUCAAAGAAGUCCAAAAAACCAGCUGUUGUUGCCAAGUCAUCAAUCUUGCUUGAUGUGAAACCUUGGGAUGAUGAGACAGACAUGGCCAAACUAGAGGAGUGUGUUCGAAGCAUUCAGGCAGAUGGCUUGGUCUGGGGAUCUUCCAAGCUAGUACCAGUUGGCUAUGGUAUCAAAAAGCUUCAGAUCCAGUGCGUUGUUGAAGAUGAUAAAGUUGGAACAGAUAUGCUGGAAGAGAGAAUAACAGCUUUUGAAGAUUAUGUACAAUCAAUGGAUGUAGCUGCUUUCAAUAAGAUUUAAGUCUUGGUAUAUCUAGAAUAAAUGCAAUUGCAAAAA
Messenger RNA from Pelecanus crispus (Dalmatian pelican), 651 nucleotides. Lineage: Eukaryota; Metazoa; Chordata; Aves; Pelecaniformes; Pelecanidae. The record is from RefSeq and is a predicted model, not a curated record.